AUGGUAGCACAAACAUUGGCAGAAGCAUUGGCGAAGGGGUCAGCUCCUCAACUCAAGGUUGACAUCGAUGCGCUACUCGAAAAAUUAACGUUGGAAGAGCAGAUCUUGCUGUUAUCCGGCAACAGCAACUGGGAAACAACACCCAUCGAACGACUUGAAAUUCCAGCAUUGAAGGUAUUUCUCAAGCUUCUGUCUAAUUGCUUGCGCUCUGAUUACCAGAGGUGAGAGCUAACCAUCAAUACAACAGAUCUGGGGUAGUUCAAAGGCUACAGGCGAGGAAAGCUUUUCCAACAGCAUAACCUCUCUUGGCUUUUCAUCUUAUAUGUCACUCGCUGCGACCUUCAAUGCGGAGCUUUUGUAUCGAGUAGGACAAGCAUUGGGCCAGUGCUUAAAAGCAAAGGGAAUGCAUGUAUUUCUUGGACCUGUAAGUUGGUCUAAGCAGUCUUUACUUGAUGGCCAAAAUACCGAUCGUUUUUCCGGGGGUCCUUUGCUCUCUGGAAUAAUGGCAGCAGAAAUUAUCAAGGGAUUACAAUCCGAACAAGUUGGAGCUGCUUUAGAGUGUGAUCCGAGUCCAGAACGCAUUGUGAAAGGUGUUUCGGGGGACAAAAGCGCAUGUGAACAAACACAUAGGUAUGCAUUAUUUCCCCCGCUCAGUUCGGAAUAAAGGUUCUUAAAAAGCAUGUAUAGAGAGUAUUUACAAGCUCUGAGGAUGGUUGUGAAGAACUCAGACCCUUGGUGUAUCAUGAGCAGGCCCGCCAGUACAAAACUUGGAAAACAAAUUCUACGGGACGAACUGAGGUAUGAUGGCUUGAUAAUGUCGGACUAUCACUCAGCGGCAUCCACUAUUGAAAGUAUUAAUGGAGGGUACAUAAGCCCCAGCUCUCUCGGAUUUUCAGAAGUUGACUUUCACAGGAUCGAUCUACACAUGCCAGGUCCAAUGAGCUCGAGCUCUAGAAAUCUUAUAAUGAAGGCAAUUGAAGGAGAACUAAUCAGCACAACAACCAUCAAAAGCAGAGCAAGAGCGAUUCUUCAACUCCUACAAAAAACCGGAAGAUUGACCGAGAAUUCAAACCUAGCUCAAGAAAAUAGAGACGUUCGAAGCGAGAAUGCCGAUUUGAUCAGAGAAGCCGAACUAGGUGGAUUUGUGCUGCUCAAAAACAAGGGAAAUAUCCUGCCGCUCGAUCAAGUCCAGCUGAAAAGGGUUGCUUUACUUGGUUCUCUGCCUGAGUACUCUGAACUACAUGAAGAGAACCAUAAAGGUGUUUCGCCACUUGAAUCAUUCAGCAAUAGACUCGGCAAGGAAGUCGAGAUCGUGUGCCCUGCUAAAGGUAAUACCUUAAACCCUCCUAGUUCACUUGCCAAUUCUGAUCUUUACAUCACCACAUCAGAAAUAAACUAUGGAUCCGCAAAUGAAAAAGAAAUAAAAGACGCCCACACAGAAGCCAUAUCAUUAGCAAACAACGCAGACUACACCAUAAUCUUCACCAAGACCACCAACCAAACAGAACUCAACGCACAAACCCAACUCAUCCCCCAAAUCACAAACUCAACCCCCAACACAAUCGUAAUAAAUACAUCAACUUCCCCGAUCCCCGUCCCAUGGCUACCAAACAUCGCAGCUUUCCUACAAACAUUCUACACAGGACCGGGAACCCUGAAUUCAAUUCUGGACAUCUUAUUAGGAGACGUCACUCCAUCAGGAAAACUCCCCUUCCCAUGGCCCCAAGACAACCCCCAAAACGAAGAAGAGGAAGAAGCUACCUCCACAACGCAAGCAAACCCACUCUUCCCCUUCGGCCACGGCCUAACCUACACAACCUUUACGCUCUCCAACCCCCGUCUCUUUGGAACCAUAAACCCCUCAAGCGAGGGGAUCACCAUCUCGCUCUUCGUGUCGAAUACCGGCUCGGUAGCAGGUUCGGAAACAAUCCAAGCUUAUAUUCCUCACAAGGGUACUUCUCAUUCUCCAUCUGAAUCCUCUACUUCUACAUCCGACACACAAGGCAAGCUCAUAGCAUUCACAAAGAUCUUUCUCGAGCCGGAAGAGAGAAGACUCGUGACGUUGAAUUUUGAUCGGGACGCGAUUACUAUAUGGGAUCUAGAGAGCGAUAAAUGGAGGGUGAAGGAAGGAACAUACGAGAUUCUUUUGGGAAACAGUUCAAGGAGUGAAGAUCUGUGUUCAAGAUUGGAAUUAGUCGUGAAAGAGAGCUUUAAUCUUGAUUUAUAA
Messenger RNA from Hymenoscyphus albidus, 2227 nucleotides. The record is from the annotation of a GenBank genome assembly. NCBI's taxonomy places the organism in Eukaryota, Fungi, Ascomycota, Leotiomycetes, Helotiales, Helotiaceae.